Messenger RNA from Helicoverpa armigera (cotton bollworm), 690 nucleotides. RefSeq names its product ubiquitin-ribosomal protein eS31 fusion protein. The record is from RefSeq and is a predicted model, not a curated record. The coding region runs from base 144 to 614 and encodes 156 amino acids. Gene Ontology annotation, biological process: modification-dependent protein catabolic process; translation; protein ubiquitination. Lineage: Eukaryota; Metazoa; Arthropoda; Insecta; Lepidoptera; Noctuidae. The transcript has 4 exons. Gene Ontology annotation, cellular component: nucleus; ribosome; cytoplasm. Gene Ontology annotation, molecular function: ubiquitin protein ligase binding; RNA binding; structural constituent of ribosome.
AGCCAUCGUGCUGAACGGAAUUCGUUUGGAAAGAGAUGACGAUUUCAUUUCGUAGCAUCAUAAUGGUUUUCGCUAUUGGUAACACUCUCCUAGAUUCGGUUUCCUUUUCCAUGUGGCAUGGUGUCGGCGUAAGGUGAGCCAAGAUGCAGAUUUUCGUCAAAACCCUAACGGGUAAGACCAUCACUCUUGAGGUCGAGCCCUCCGAUACUAUCGAAAAUGUGAAAGCCAAGAUCCAGGAUAAGGAGGGAAUCCCCCCUGACCAGCAGAGAUUGAUCUUCGCGGGUAAACAGCUGGAAGAUGGCCGCACACUGUCAGACUACAACAUCCAGAAGGAGUCCACACUCCACCUGGUGCUGCGCCUGCGUGGUGGCGCCAAGAAGCGCAAGAAGAAGAAUUACUCCACCCCCAAGAAGAUCAAGCACAAGAAGAAGAAGGUCAAGCUAGCAGUACUCAGGUUCUACAAGGUUGACGAGAACGGCAAGAUCCACCGUCUUCGCCGCGAGUGCACGGGCGAGCAGUGCGGCGCCGGCGUGUUCAUGGCCGUCAUGGAGGACCGCCACUAUUGCGGCAAGUGCCACAGCACGAUGGUCUUCAAGGACGACGAUAGACCCUAAGCUAGAUUAAGACCAAUCUACUCAGACUGCUGUGUAUGAUGGAUUUGUAAUAAAUCUUGACACAGUGUCCGAGUUA